AUGACUUUAACAAAAUGUAGGACAUGGUGGCACGACCAGCUUGUGGGUAAGGUAGCAAGUUUUAUUUUAAAUGAGGAGGGCCAAGAAGAAUUAGAACUUCCACUUGUAGUAUGUGAAUAUGCAGAUGUCUUUCCUGAGGAAUUACAAGGAUUGCCACCAACCUGGAACUACACCAAUAUACAUAGCCCUAUAUCGUAUGGCACCGGCAGAACUGCGAAAAUUAAAGGCGCAAUUGUAAGAGUGCUCAAAAAAGGAUUUAUUAGGCCAAGUACUUCACCGUGGGGAGCACCCGUAUGCAUUGAUUACCGUCAACCUAACCGAGUAAUGAUCAAGAAUCGAUACCCACUCCUAAGAAUCGAUGAUCGCUUUGAUCAACUUAGAGGCUCAAGGAUUGUCCUUCAAGUUCUUAGGGACAAUCGGUUGUAUGCCAAGGCAAGCAAAUGUGACUUCUAUUUGAAUGAAGUGAAAUUCUUAGGGCAUGCAGUGUUUGAGAAUGGGAUUGCGGUGGAUUCAACCAAGGUGGAAGCAGUCUUAGAUUGGAGACAACAAAAAACUGUGUCAGAAAUUCACAGUUUCUUAGGAUUGGCUGGUUACUAUCGAAGGUUCAUCCAAGAUUUCUCCAAACUAGCCAGACCUAUGACUCAUUUGACGCAAAAUGGAGUACAAUACGAAUGUGACAAAGCUUGCAAAAAAAUCCUUCCAAGAGCUAAAGAAGAGAUUAACUACGCCAAUUUUGAUCGUUCCAGAAUAGGAAGUGGGGUACACUGUGUAUUGCGAUGCAUCUAA
Messenger RNA from Camellia sinensis, 786 nucleotides. The record is from RefSeq and is a predicted model, not a curated record. NCBI's taxonomy places the organism in Eukaryota, Viridiplantae, Streptophyta, Magnoliopsida, Ericales, Theaceae.